UGACACUUGACAAAAAAGAAAAAUAAGGUUUAUGCAAAUCAUUUAAUUUGUGUAUCACCUAUUUUUUAAAUGUUAACACAAUGGACAGUCUCGAACACGAAGACUUAUUAAUAAAACUUCGCGCCAAACUAAAUGAAGAAAAAAUUAAGCUAUGGGAAUCGCCGUAUAUUUCGGAUGGCGGCGAAAUUUCAGAGGCCUUAAAGGAACUGGCAAAUAAAUAUUCUACAGUACUAAAUGUAGAGAAUGACAGUGUUCUUCAAGGCUUACAUGAAUUGCAAAUACAUUCCAUUGAAAGAUCUAAAGCUAACGAAGAAUUCAAGGAGACGGGAUGUGCUACAUUAAGAGUAAAGGUGACAAUGGGGGGACAGAAGCCCGAGACAAUAAAAAUAUUAAAAAAAUUGAAUAUUCAGGGAGAUGAACUCAUAAACUCGAUUGCAGAGUUGCUUAAAGUUGAUAAAAAUAGGAUAAAGCUGAUUUACAAUGGGAAGAUGAUAACACACAGUUCCAGCCUAGAAACACAAGGAGUCAAAAAUGGAGCCCAACUCUUGGCUUUGGUAAUGACAGAAACCCUAGAGCAAAUACAAAAGGAAGAUAAAAUUUACAACGAAAUGAAAUCUACGUUAGAUGAUGCAACCUUACUGACGGAUUAUGUCGGUGAUCUUGCAGCUGAUGAAGAGUAUAUGAAGUUAGAAGACCAAUCAGGGCAGACAGUAGAACUACCUCCAGCGGAGAAAAGGGCUCUUCUCAUAGGACUAGCGUUGCAUGAACGCGGACGAGCAGCAGCCCAGAACCAUGAUUACUCUCUAGCUUUGGUGCUACUUCUCGAAGCUGACAGACAAUUGAACGAGUGUAGAUCAUCAUUACUCAACACAGUGGACAACUGUGCCGUCUUGCAACUGGAUAUAGCCUGGUGUUACCUCUGCUUGCAGAGUCUGUCUUCUGCCAAUGACGCAUCAACUCGACUAACGAGGGCUGAGAAGGCAUUUAGAGUCUCAUAUGGGGAGGAUCAUCAGAGGCUGAUAGCCCUUAAAGGAACAAAUGCUAACGAACGAGUGCUGUUCAUGCGGCUCUACUUGCUGCAAGGCAUCGUUGCUUAUCAUCAGAACAAACGAGAGGAAGCGAGGGCGCUGUUGGCGAAAGCUGAGACGGAGCUGAACUAUUUGAAGGUGGACGAGGCGGCCGUGGGCGCGCUGACGGAGCUCGGCUGGACGGACGCGCAGGCGCGGCGCGGCCUGCGGGCGGCGCGCGGGCCCGAGCGCGCGCACGCCUGGCUCGCCGAGCGCGCCCGCGAGCGCGACGACGCGCGCCGCCGCGACCUGCGCCGCAGGGAGGCGCAGGCGGCGGCCGGCUCCACGUCCCCGCGGCGGCUGCGCGCGCUGCAGGCCAUGGGCUACGGCCGCGCGCUGGCGGCCCGCGCGCUGCGCCGCGCCGACGGCGACGUGGCCGACGCCGUGCGCCUCAUCCAGGACGCGCCACACCUGCUAAGAGACAGCGAUGUGUCAGACCCAGAAGACUUGGAUACACCGAGCUCUGAUGACUCCCUCGUGGAACCAGACAACAAGCUGGUUGCUGAGUUAGAAGCCAUGGGUUACCCCCCUGAAGAAGCUCGUACUGCGCUGCGUCUGUCCCACAACCACAUCAAUAAGGCGGUGGACCUCCUCGUAGCCGGCUGCAGUAGUAUCUGCGAUACCGGCAAUCCGUCCACGAGUGACGGCGCGGCGAGGAGGAAGUUAAAAAAGGAGGCCAAGGAAAAGAGGAAAAAGGAACGCGAGUUGGCGCUCCGGCGGCUGAAGAGCGCCAUCCGCGCCGACGAGGACGACUACCUGAGCGCCUCGCUGGCCGAGGAGGAGCAGUUCCUGACGCAGUACAAGUCGCUCAUUUAAAUCUAUUUCGUUUAAACAAUAAGUACAUCAUUGUUUGUGUUUAAAGUGAGAUUAAUAAAUAGUACGAGUUCAGAUUAAUUCUCCUGUGUUCUCCAGGCCACCUGUUUAAUAACAGAACACCGUAAUUUAUCGCAGUCAUAAGUAUGACUAUACUAAAAUGAUACUGUUAGUUAAAAAAAACAGGAAACUCCCACUUUUUAUGUUAACAGAAGCGAUUUGUACGUUAUUGUAUAUAAUUAUGUACUUUACGCAGCUGAGCCGAGAUGGCCCAGUGGUUAGAACGCGUGCAUCUUAACCGAUGAUUUCGGGUUCAAACCCAAUCAGGCACCACUGCCAUUCAUCUCGUGCUCGACUGUGAAGGAAAACAUCGUGAGGAAACCUGCAUGUGUCUAAUUUCAACGAAAUUCUACCACAUGUGUAUUCCGCCAACCCGCAUUGGAGCAUCGUGGUGGAAUAUGCUCCAAACCUUCUCCUCAAAGGGAGAUGAGGCCUUUAGCCCAGCAGUGGGGAAUUUACAGGCUGCUAAUGCAUGCCUGCACGCGCUUUGACGCAAAACUUCGCCAGCUUUUAUGUUGAACAAUCUUGCGUUGGCAGAUGAGAGUAUUUUCGAGAGUGUGUGUUCUACUAUUAUGUAAUAUUUAUUAAUCUCAUGUUAUAAAGUUCAUUUAGUCAAACGUGAAACGUUUUAAAUUAGUGUAAAAAUAUAAAUAGUAUGUUUUGUGAUUCUGUUUUAAUACCAAAAUUGUGUAAUAAUGUAUGUCAUAAAAAUGGCUCUUAUCGACUCCGCAAUGUUUUAUCGAUAAAAUAUUUUA
Molecule: messenger RNA, 2695 nt
Organism: Vanessa tameamea
Lineage: Eukaryota; Metazoa; Arthropoda; Insecta; Lepidoptera; Nymphalidae
Product: NEDD8 ultimate buster 1
Exons: 13
Coding region: 81-1883 (600 amino acids)
Biological process (GO): regulation of ubiquitin-dependent protein catabolic process
Molecular function (GO): protein binding
Source: RefSeq, a predicted model, not a curated record